AUUCCUUUCAAAACUGACUUGUAACCUGCUGUUAGGUCACAUCACUAUAGAACACCAACAGCAUCAUCCAGAAGCUUGUGUGUGUGUGUGUUUGCAUGCAUGUAUGGGUGGGUGCAUUUGGAUAUAGGAGGAAGCAAAAGGUGCACAGCAUUUGUCCUUAGAGACAAUAUAAUCAGUAGUUAUAAGGGAGAAGAGGCAAUGAUCUGAUGGGGACAAUGGAGUUUCCAAAUGUUCAUAGUGCAGUUGCUCUACAAAUGCUUCUUGUAGUCCAAUCUGGGAAGAGACACACCACUGCUGUGCAGAAGCUGCGGGAAGACAAACAGGGGGGAAGCCUUGUCCUACAGCAAAACCAAGGGAAUGUUUUUCGCAAGCAACAAGUCAUUACAACCUGCUCACCUCAAGGAACCCAGGUGACAGUAGAAGUUCACAGUAGUAAUUCUACUCCACAGUUAUUCAAGAAGAUCUCCUCUGAGAAAGGUUUUCAAGUGAAUGAAAAAAGCAGGCACCACCCACCUGGACUGAAAGAUCAGCAUGCUUAUCCAUGGGACAAAUCAUGCUUGAAAUCUAUGCCUUUGGACCUGAAGCAAUUUGAAAAAUUGGAUGCAUAUGCAAAAAAGAUGAAUACCAAAAGCAGUGUGGAAGAGUUAGUGCAAAACUUGCUCCUUGUAGCACAUACUAACCUGGAGAAAGUUAGGGCCAUUUGGAUAUGGAUAUGCCACCACAUAGAAUAUGAUGUCGUAGGUUUCUUCAAUAAAGAGAAUCAGUCUUUCAAUCCCCAAGAUGUCCUACAGAGUGGAAAGAGCAUUUGUGAGGGAUACGCUCGCCUCUUUGAACAAAUGUGCAGAAUUGCAGGGGUACACUGCAUGAAUUUAUCUGGUUAUUCUAAAGGCUAUGGCUACAAAAUAGGACAGACCUUUGAAGGAGAGUACACCCAUGCCUGGAAUGCAGUUUACCUUGAUGGAAAGUGGCAUUUGGUGGACAGCACUUGGGGGAGCGGCUCAGUUGAUGGAUGUUGCAGCAAGUUUACCUUCAGAUACAAUGAAUUUUAUUUCCUCACCCACCCUGCACUCUUUAUUAAUAAUCAUUUCCCAGGCAACAACAACUGGCAGUUACUCAAACCAAUAGUGGCAUUAAAACAGUUUGAAAGUAACCUGCUAUACAAAAGUGACUUUUACAUGAUGGGAUUGCUGGUGGCCCAUCCAGAAACAUCUAUUAUUCAGACAGUAAAUGGAAAAGUCACAAUAGUAGUGGAGAGCCAUUCUCCGAUGCUGUUCAUGUCUGAACUGAAAAGGGCAAAAGAAUACAGCCUGAUGACUUUGAAGAGGAAUGGGAUGGAACUGGAACUGUACCCACAGAAAAUGGGGAGUCAUAAGCUCCAAAUCUAUGCCAAAUCACCUAAAGCCCCUGAAGAAAUUUACACGUGCAUCCUAGAAUACAACAUUGAGUGCAGUUCUAUAGACAGGAAUGUUUGUUUCCCAAAGGAACUCCAUCAACCAGUUGGGCCCAACUGGUUCACAAAAAAACAGGGGAUCCUCAGACCUUCACAAAAAGGUCCAGUUAUUCAUACUAAUGAUGGCUGCUGCAAUCUCAGCUUCAUCCUCAGUAAGGACUUGAACAUUUUAGCCUCACUGCACUCAGACAGCGUAAGCCUCAGUGAAGAUGAAGGAAGACGACAUAUCUUACAACAACGACAAGGAAACCAAAUAAACUUUAAGAUCCAUCUUCCACAUGCUGGGAAUUUUGCUUUCCACAUUUUUGCUAAGAAAAAGUCAGAUCCUGGUAACUAUAACUAUAUCUUUAAUUACCUCAUCUGUUGUCCAAACACUAAGGUCAAAUGGCCAAUGUUCCCCCAGAAUUAUAGUAACUGGGCAGAAAGCUAUGAAUUAGUGGAACCUCUGGCUGCACUUCUACCAGCCAACUGCAACGUUAAGUUCAAACUUAAGCUUCACAGCAUUGCCAAAGCAUUUGUUCAAUGUGAAAAACUUUGUCCCUUGUCUCUUAGUAAGGAUGGCUACUGGGAGGGAUCCUGCAGUACUUCCGGCUGCAGAGAGAUAUAUGUGACGGUGCUGGAGAAUGCAAACCACAAAUUUUACUCACAUAUUUUGAAAUAUGAAGUAGAAUCCCAGUAAUAGGCUAUUUGAACUUUUCCCAUCUGCCCACAUGCACAAUAUAUGAUUUCACUAUAAACCAUUUCACUCUGAAUUAUUUAUUUCAUGCUGUUGGAUGACAAUACUCAUGCUAUUGAAGCAGCAGCAAAAUAAUUUAACUUGAUCAACCCCCAUCCCUUGAGAUUUUUCACUGAUAUUAUAUGAUGCAUGCGGUUUAUACAAAAUGUAACUUACUCAUUAAAAACCAAGAAAAAGUUUUCCAUAAAUAAUUUCAACACUACAAAAUUAUUUAGAUUCCUAGCAUAUAAAGAAGCAAUUUUACACAUCUGCCCACCCAUGUUGCCAUAAUUUUGAGAUAUGACUACUGAUUUGGAAAGGAUAUGUUCAACAUUAUCAAGUAUAAUAAAAGAGGACUAUAGAAUUCAUGUUGGGUCAAAAAGAGAAAAAGACCCAUUUUUUUGACUGUCAAUACAAAAGUAACUACAGAAUUGGAAGAAACAUGAAGAAAUAUGCUUUUACAAGACUAUAAUGUAAGCUUUCUUGUGUGCACAUCAUUGUCUUACAAAUAUAAAAUACUGAAAAGUUUUAUACUAGGCCUUAAAUGCAGGGGUGAAAUCCAGCAGGUUCUAACAGGUUCUGGAGAACCGGUAGUGGAAAUUUUGAGCAGUUUGGAGAACUGGCAAAUACCACCUCUGGCUGGGCCCAGGGUGGGGGUAGGAAUGGGGAUUUUUCAGUAUCCUUCCCCUGGAGUGGGGUGGGAAUGGAGAUUUUACAGUAUCCUUCCCCUGGAAUGGGAUGGGAAUGGAGAUUUUGCAGUAUCCUUCCCCUGCCAAACCCCCCAAACCACACCCACCAAGCCAUACCAUGCCCACCAAGCCACACCGACAGAACCGAUAGUAAAAAAAAAUUGGAUUUCAUCACUGCUUAAAUGCAAUUAAAUGCUCAUUUUUAUUCACUGGGUUAGAGCACCUAGUGAACGUUUUUUAAUAAGAAUCACUAAUCUCUAUGUAAUUUAUAUAAAAAAUUAUUUACUUUGGGAAAUGCUACUUCAUGAACUACACAUUGAAAUAUCUCAGGAUAACAUAAGACAAACUAGAUCAGGAAUUCCCAAACUGUGGGCCGUGAGGGAACUGCAACUGGGCUAUAGAAAUGUACAUGUGCAUUCUCAUGUGCACGAGCAGCAGCAGGCGCGCAUGCACCCUGCUUACUCCAAUGUGCGCAUGCACAUGUGAGCUUACCAGCCACUUACACGAACCAUCCUGUUUCAUCCUCCCUAGUCCGCAAAGCCGGAAAUGCUGGGGAACUCUGAACUAGAUUACUACAUAAUUAAAUACAAUAAGUUAUUAUUGCUCUCUUUAUAUAGAAAGAGAUUUUUAAUCUAUGGUUUUGCUGGGGGCUGGCGACCCCCAGGGGGAAAGCCUUCUCUGUGCAAGCACCUACCCUCUGGAAUGAGCUUCCUCUGUGGGCUACGAUUACUCCCCGACCUCCGGACCUUCCGCCGUGAACUCAAGACUUUUCUGUUCCACCGUGCAGGGCUGGCCUGAUACAUUAUGGUUUUAAUUGGGGUUUUUAUUACGUUUAUUAUAGUUUUUAAAUGGGGUUAGCCUAAUGGAAUGAGAUUUUUAAAUUGCUUUUAAUUCUAUUUAUAAUUUGUUUUAUGUUGGCUGUAAACCGCCCUGAGUCCUUCGGGAGAAGGGCGGUAUAAAAAUCAAAUAAAUAAUAAUGAUGAUGAUGAUGAUGAUGAUGAUGAUGAUGAUGAUGAUGAUGAUGAUGAUGUAGUUCACAUUCUACAGAUUCAGGGACAGAGCAGAUGAUCAUUGCCAUGAAAAAUACCAUCAUUGUUUUCAAACCAGUUCUCACUACUAAUUUAACAAGGAUUUCCUGACCUGACAUUCUUCCUUCAAUUUGAACAAUUUGAAAAGCAAAGAAUUUGUGCUAUGUAGAAAUUUUGGGGGUUAUCUUAAAACACAUUUGGAAGACACCAGGUCAGGAAAGGAUUUUUUAAAAACUAUAAUGCUUGGUGUAUAAUCACAGAAAGUAGUCCAGGGAAACAGCAGCCUAACUUUGAAGAGUAAUAAAACCCUAUGUAGAAAACAACAAAUACAAUUUGAAAUGCAUUAGAUGAGGAUGACAGUAUUCAAAAUAGGCAACAUUCAUCUAUCAAAGUCUUAAUUUAAAAAAAAAUACUUCAAAAAAUUCCUACAGAAAAUCAUUCCAGAGGGGUUCAUUUUGAAGGUUUUGAUUCUUUGCCAAUGUUCUUGUUGUGUAAGCGAAGUAGGGAAAGCAUAUAAAGAAUUCCUAGAAUUCUUUCCAUCCCCAUUAACAAUGGGGACCACAGGAGCUGCUCCUUUUUUUUAUCCUGUGAAAGAGGAAGCAUAGAAAAGGUUGUUUAUGAGCUGCUGAGUCACAUGACCCACUGCCCAAUUCCUCUAUCAUUAGGGUUCACAAGGAAUAUUUUCUGGAUUUUUGUUUCUUAUAUAGCCCCCAGUCAUAUCCUGGCAGUGUGUGUUUGUACGCCUCUGAGACAGUCUUGAUUCUUGGCAAUUGCUUAAGCAUGUCCCUACAGUUUUCUUUGCAAAGAUUUUAGAAAUGGUUUGCCAUUACCUGGUUCCUAGGGCUGAAUGUGUGUGAGAGACUGGUCCAGGGUCAUCCAGCUAACUUUGUGCCUAAGGUGUAACUAUAACUCAGUCUCCCAUUUUCUUAACUACUGAACAAAAUGUCUCUCUUAGCUAUAUCUAGCCUUCUUUGUAUCACUUCUUGCCAAUAUUCCACUGGACUGAAUAGAAGAAAAAAAGGGCUGGGUUGUGUGGGGCCCAAGGUUAUCUAAUCUCCUAUUCUAAUUGUGACAAUAUGCUCAAAUCAGUUGUGAUGCAUGAAACAUCUUAAAACAGCUAGGAUUAUUAUUAUGUAUUCUUUCCUUUAUUUUUUUUAUGCAUGUCUUGAGAGGAAAACUGCAAAUACUGUUGUUUGCCAAUGUAGGAUUGGAAACAAAUUCUAAUUGUUACAUAAAGGCAGGACCAGAAGCAGUGGAUGGAAACCUAACAAGGAGAGUAUCAACCUAGAACUAAGGAGAAAUUUUCUGACAGAACAAUUAAUCAGCGAAACAAGAAGUUGUGAGUGCUUUAAAACUGGAGGUUUUUAAGAAGAGACUGGACAAGAAUUUGCCUGAAAUUGUAUAGGGUUUCCUGCCUGAGCAGGGGGUUGGACUAGAAGACCUCCAAGGUCCAUUCC
Molecule: messenger RNA, 5339 nt
Organism: Ahaetulla prasina
Lineage: Eukaryota; Metazoa; Chordata; Lepidosauria; Squamata; Colubridae
Gene: KY
Product: kyphoscoliosis peptidase
Exons: 10
Coding region: 207-2129 (640 amino acids)
Source: RefSeq, a predicted model, not a curated record